AUGGAAUCUGGGAGAAGGGGAUGGAAUCUGGGAGAAGGGGGUGGAAUCUGGGAGAAGGGGGUGGAAUCUGGGAGAAGGGGAUGGAAUCUGGAAGAAGGGGAUGAAAUCAGGGAGAAUGGGAUGGAAUUUGGGAGAAGGGGAUGGAAUCUAGGAGAAGGGGAUGGAAUCUGGGAGAAGGGGGUGGAAUCUGGGAGAAGGGGGUGGAAUCUGGGAGAAGGGGAUGGAAUCUGGGAGAAGGGGAUGGAAUCUGGGAGGAGGGGGUGGAAUCUGGGAGAAGGGGAUGAACUCUGGGAGAAGGGGAUGGAAUCAGGGAGAAGGGGAUGGAAUCUGAGAGAAGGGGGUGGAAUCUGGGAGAAGGGGGUGGAAUCUGGGAGAAGGGGAUGGAAUCUGGGAGAAGGGGAUGGAAUCUGGGAGAAGGGGAUGGAAUCUGGGAGAAGGGGAUGGAAUCUAGGAGAAGGGGAUGGUAUCAGGGAGAAGGGGAUGGAAUCUGGGAGAAGGGGAUGGAAUCUGGGAGAAGGGGGGGAUGGAAUCUGGGAGAAGGGGAUGGAAUCUGGGAGAAGGGGAUGGAAUCUGGGAGAAGGGGAUGGAAUCAGGGAGAAGGGGAUGGAAUCUGGGAGAAGGGGAUGGAAUCUGGGAGAAGGGGAUGGAAUCUGGGAGAAGGGGAUGAAAUCAGGGAGAAGGGGAUGGAAUCAGGGAGAAGGGGAUGGAAUCUGGGAGAAGGGGGUGGAAUCUGGGAGAAGGGGGUGGAAUCUGGGAGAAGGGGAUGGAAUCUGGGAGAAGGGAAUGGAAUCUGGGAGAAGGGGAUGGAAUCUGGGAGAAGGGGAUGGAAUCUGGGAGAAGGGGAUGAAAUCAGGGAGAAGGGGAUGGAAUCAGGGAGAAGGGGAUGGAAUCUGGGAGAAGGGGGUGGAAUCUGGGAGAAGGGGGUGGAAUCUGGGAGAAGGGGAUGGAAUCUGGGAGAAGGGAAUGGAAUCUGGGAGAAGGGGAUGGAAUCUGGGAGAAGGGGAUGGAAUCUGGGAGAAGGGGAUGGAAUCUGGGAGAAGGGGAAGGAAUCUGGGAGAAGCCCGCCCCCUUCUCUCUCCUUCCAUCACCCCGCCCCAUUCUCCCUCCUUCCAUCACCCUGCCCCAUUCUCCCGCUUUCCAUCAGCCCGCCCCAUUCUCCUGCUUUCCAUCACCCCUCCCCUUUCUCCCGCUUUCCAUCACCCCGCCCCAUUCUCCCGCUUUCCAUCACCCCGCUCCAUUCUCCCGCCUUCCAUCACCCCGCCCCAAUCUCCCGCUUUCCAUCACCCCGCCCCAUUCUCCCGCUUUCGAUCACUCCGCCCCAUUCUCCCGCUUUCCAUCACCCCGACCCAUUCUCCCACUUUCCAUCACCCCGCCCCAUUCUCCCUCCUUCCAUCACCCCGCCUCAUUCUCCCUCCUUCCAUCACCCCGCCCCAUUCUCCCGCUUUCCAUCACCCCGCCCCAUUCGCCUGCUUUCCAUCACAACGCCCCAUUCUCCCGCUUUCCAUCACCCCGCCCCAUUCUCCCUCCUUCCAUCACCCUGCCCCAUUCUCCCGCUUUCCUUCACCCCGCCCCAUUCUCCCGCUUUCCAUAACCCCACCCCAUUCUCCCGCUUUCCAUCACCCCGCCACAUUCUCCCACUUUCCAUCACCCCGCCCCAUUCUCCCUCCUUCCAUCACCCUGCCCCAUUCUCCCUCCUUUGAUCACCCCGCCCCAUUCUCCCGCUUUCCAUCACCCCGCCCCAUUCUCCCGCUUUCCAUCACCCCGCCCCAUUCUCCCGCUCUCCAUCACCCGCCCCAUUCUCCCUGUUUCCAUCACCCCGCCCCAUUCUCCCGCUUUCCAUCACCCCGCCCCAUUCUCCCUGUUUCCAUCACCUCGCCCCAUUCUCCCUCUUUCCAUCUCCCCGCCCCAUUCUCCCGCUUUCCAUCACCCCGCCCCAUUCUCCCUCUUUCCAUCACCCCGCCCCAUUCUCCCACCUUUCAUCACCUGCCCCAUUCCUCCCGCUUUCCAUCACCCCGCCCAAUUCUCCCGCUUUCCAUCACCCCGCCCCGUUCUCCGUCUUUCCAUCACCCCGCCCCAUUCUCCCGCUUUCCAUCACCCCGCCCCAUUCUCCCGCUUUCCAUCACCCCGCCCCAUUCUCCCUCUUUCUAUCACCCCGCCCCAUUCUCCCUCUUUCCAUCACCCCGCCCCAUUCUCCCGCCUUUCAUCACCCCGCCCCAUUCUCCCGCUUUCCAUCACCCCGCCCAAUUCUCCCGUUUUCCAUCACCCCGCCCCAUUCUCCCGCCUUCCAUCACCCCGCCCCAUUCUCCCUCUUUCCAUCACCCCGCCCCAUUCUCCCUCUUUCCAUCACCCCGCCCCAUUCUCCCACUUUCCAUCACCCCGCCCCAUUCUCCCUCUAUCCAUCACCCCGCCCCAUUCUCUCGCUUUCCAUCACCCCGCGUUGUUCUCCCGUUUUCCAUCACCCCGCCCCAUUCUCCCGAUUUCCAUCACCCCGCCCCAUUCUCCCGCUUUCCAUCACCCCGCCCCAUUCUUCCGAUUUCCAUCACCCCGCCCCAUUCUCCUGCUUUCCAUCACCCCGCCCCAUUCUCCCGCUUUCCAUCACCCUGCCCCAUUCUCACUCUUUCCAUCACCCCUCCCCAUUCACCCUCUUCCCAUCACCCCGCCCAAUUCUCCUGCUUUCUAUCUCCCCACCCCAUUCUCCCUCUUUCCAUCACCCCGCCCCAUUCUCCCGCCUUCCAUCACCCCGCCCCAUUCUCCAUCUUUCCAUCACCCUGCCCAAUUCUCCCCCUUUCCAUCACCCCGCCCCAUUCUCCCUCUUUCCAUCACCCCGCCCCAUUCUCUCGCUUUCCAUCACCCCGCCCUAUUUUCCCGAUUUCCAUCACCCCGCCCCGUUCUCCCGCUUUCCAUCACCCCGCCCCAUUCUCCCGCUUUCCAUCACCCCGCCCCAUUCUCCCGCUUUCCAUCACCCCGCCCCAUUCUCCCGCUUUCCAUCACCCCGCCCCAUUCUCCCGAUUUCCAUCACCCUACCCCAUUCACCCGCUUUCCAUCACCCCUCCCCAUUCUCCCUCCUUCUAUCACCCCGCCCCAUUCUCCCGCUUUCCAUUACCCGCCCCAUUCUCCCGCUUUCCAUCACCUCGCCCCAUCUCCCGCUUUCCAUCACCCCGCCCUAUUCUUCUGCUUUCCAUCACCCCGCCCCAUUCUCCUGCUUUCCAUCACCCCGCCCCAUUCACCCGCUUUCCAUCACCCGCCCCAUUCUCCUGCUUUCCAUCACCCCACUCCAUUCUCCCGCUUUCCAUCACUCCGCUUCAUUCUCCCGCUUUCCAUCACCCCGCCCCAUUCUCCCGCUUUCCGUCAGCCCACCCCAUUCUACCACUUUCCAUCACCCCGCCCCAUUCUCCCGCUUUCCAUCACCCCGCCCCAUUCUCCCGCUUUCGAUCACCCCGCCCCAUUCUCCCGCUUUCCAUCACCCCGCCCCAUUCUCCAGCUUUCCAUCACCCCGCCCCAUUCUCCCGCUUUCCAUCACCCCGCCCCAUUCUCCCGCUUUCCAUCACCCCGCCCCAUUCUCCCGCUUUCCAUCACCCCGCCCCAUUCUCCCGCUUUCCAUCACCCCGCCCCAUUCUCCCGCUCUCCAUCACCCGCCCCAUUCUCCCUGUUUCCAUCACCCCGCCCCAUUCUCCCGCUUUCCAUCACCCCGCCCCAUUCUCCCUGUUUCCAUCACCUCGCCCCAUUCUCCCUCUUUCCAUCUCCCCGCCCCAUUCUCCCGCUUUCCAUCACCCCGCCCCAUUCUCCCUCUUUCCAUCACCCCGCCCCAUUCUCCCACCUUUCAUCACCUGCCCCAUUCCUCCCGCUUUCCAUCACCCCGCCCAAUUCUCCCGCUUUCCAUCACCCCGCCCCGUUCUCCGUCUUUCCAUCACCCCGCCCCAUUCUCCCGCUUUCCAUCACCCCGCCCCAUUCUCCCGCUUUCCAUCACCCCGCCCCAUUCUCCCUCUUUCUAUCACCCCGCCCCAUUCUCCCUCUUUCCAUCACCCCGCCCCAUUCUCCCGCCUUUCAUCACCCCGCCCCAUUCUCCCGCUUUCCAUCACCCCGCCCAAUUCUCCCGUUUUCCAUCACCCCGCCCCAUUCUCCCGCCUUCCAUCACCCCGCCCCAUUCUCCCUCUUUCCAUCACCCCGCCCCAAUCUCCCUCUUUCCAUCACCCCGCCCCAUUCUCCCACUUUCCAUCACCCCGCCCCAUUCUCCCUCUAUCCAUCACCCCGCCCCAUUCUCUCGCUUUCCAUCACCCCGCGUUGUUCUCCCGUUUUCCAUCACCCCGCCCCAUUCUCCCGAUUUCCAUCACCCCGCCCCAUUCUCCCGCUUUCCAUCACCCCGCCCCAUUCUUCCGAUUUCCAUCACCCCGCCCCAUUCUCCUGCUUUCCAUCACCCCGCCCCAUUCUCCCGCUUUCCAUCACCCUGCCCCAUUCUCACUCUUUCCAUCACCCCUCCCCAUUCACCCUCUUCCCAUCACCCCGCCCAAUUCUCCUGCUUUCUAUCUCCCCACCCCAUUCUCCCUCUUUCCAUCACCCCGCCCCAUUCUCCCGCCUUCCAUCACCCCGCCCCAUUCUCCAUCUUUCCAUCACCCUGCCCAAUUCUCCCCCUUUCCAUCACCCCGCCCCAUUCUCCCUCUUUCCAUCACCCCGCCCCAUUCUCUCGCUUUCCAUCACCCCGCCCUAUUUUCCCGAUUUCCAUCACCCCGCCCCGUUCUCCCGCUUUCCAUCACCCCGCCCCAUUCUCCCGCUUUCCAUCACCCCGCCCCAUUCUCCCGCUUUCCAUCACCCCGCCCCAUUCUCCCGCUUUCCAUCACCCCGCCCCAUUCUCCCGAUUUCCAUCACCCUACCCCAUUCACCCGCUUUCCAUCACCCCUCCCCAUUCUCCCUCCUUCUAUCACCCCGCCCCAUUCUCCCGCUUUCCAUUACCCGCCCCAUUCUCCCGCUUUCCAUCACCUCGCCCCAUCUCCCGCUUUCCAUCACCCCGCCCUAUUCUUCUGCUUUCCAUCACCCCGCCCCAUUCUCCUGCUUUCCAUCACCCCGCCCCAUUCACCCGCUUUCCAUCACCCGCCCCAUUCUCCUGCUUUCCAUCACCCCACUCCAUUCUCCCGCUUUCCAUCACUCCGCUUCAUUCUCCCGCUUUCCAUCACCCCGCCCCAUUCUCCCGCUUUCCGUCAGCCCACCCCAUUCUACCACUUUCCAUCACCCCGCCCCAUUCUCCUGCUUUCCAUCACCCCGCCCCAUUCUCCCGCUUUCGAUCACCCCGCCCCAUUCUCCCGCUUUCCAUCACCCCGCCCCAUUCUCCAGCUUUCCAUCACCCCGCCCCAUUCUCCCGCUUUCCAUCACCCCGCCCCAUUCUCCCGCUUUCCAUCACCCCGCCCCAUUCUCCCGCUUUCCAUCACCCCGCCCCAUUCUCCCGCUUUCCAUCACCCCGCCCCAUUCUCCCGCUUUCCAUCACCCCGCCCCAUUCUCCCGCUUUCCAUCACCACGCCCCAUUCUCCCGCUUUCCAUCACCCCGCCCCAUUCUCCCGCUUUCCAUCACCCCGCCCCAUUCUCCCUCCUUCCAUCACCCCGCCUCAUUCUACCUCCUUCCAUCACCCCGCCCCAUGCUCCCGCUUUCCAUCACCCCGCCCCAUUCUCCCGCUUUUAAUCACCCGCCCCAUUCUCCCACUUUCCAUCACCCCGCCCCAUUCUCCCGCUUUCCAUCACCCCGCCCCAUUCUCCCUCCUUCCAUCACCCCGCCCCAUUCUCCCGCUUUCCAUCAGCCCACCCCAUUCACCCGCUUUCCAUCACACCGCCCCAUUCUCCCGCUUUCCAUCACCUCGCCCCAUUCUCCCGCUUUCCAUCACCCCGCCCCAUUCUCCCAUCUCCCCGCCCCAUUCUCCCGCUUUCCAUCACCACGCCCCAUUCUCCCGCUUUCCAUCACCCCGCCCCAUUCUCCCGCUUUCCAUCACUCUGCCCCAUUCUCCCGCUUUCCAUCACCCCGCCCCAUUCUCCUUCUUUCGAUCACCCCGCCCCAUUCUUCUCCUUCCAUCACCCCGCCUCAUUCUACCUCCUUCCAUCACCCCGCCCCAUUCUCCCGCUUUCCAUCACCCCGCCCCAUUCUCCCGCUUUCCAUCACCCCGCCCCAUUCUCCCACUUUCUAUCACCCCAGCCUAUUCUCCCGCUUUCCAUCUCCCCGCCCCAUACUCCCGCUUUCUAUCACCCCGCCCCAUUCUCCCGCUUUCCAUCACCCCGCCCCAUUCUCCCGCUUUCGAUCGCCACGCCCCAUUCUCCCUCCUUCCAUCACCCCGCCCCAUUCUCCCGCUUUCCAUCACCCCGCCCCAUUCUCCCGCUUUCCAUCACCCUGCCCCAUUCACCCGCUUUCCAUCACCCCGCCCCAUUUUCCCGCUUUCCAUCACCCCGCCCCAUUCUCCCGAUUUCCAUCACCCCGCCCCAUUCACCCGCUUUCCAUCACCCCUCUCCAUUCUUCCUCCUUCUAUCAACCUGCCCCAUUCUCCCACUUUCCAUUACCCGCCCCAUUCUCCCGCUUUCCAUCACCUCGCCCCAUUCUCCCGCUUUCCAUCACCCCGCCCUAUUCUUCUGCUUUCCAUCACCCCGCCCCAUUCACCCGCUUUCCAUCACCAGCCCCAUUCUCCUGCUUUCCAUCACCCCACUCCAUUCUCCCGCUUUCCAUCACUCCGCUUCAUUCUCCCGCUUUCCAUCACCCCGCCCCAUUCUCCUGCUUUCCAUCACCCCGCCCCAUUCUCCCUCCUUCCAUCACUCCGCCUCAUUCUCCCUCCUUCCAUCACCCUGCCCCAUUCUCCCGCUUUCCAUCACCCCGCCCCAUUCUCCCGCUUUCCAUCACCCAGCCCCAUUCUCCCACUUUCCAUCACCCCUACUUAUUUUCCCGCUUUCUAUAACCCCGCCCCAUUCUCACGCUUUCCAUCACCAUGCCCCAAUCUCCCGCUUUCCAUCACCCCGCCCCAUUCUCCCUCCUUCCAUCACUCCGCCCCAUUCUCCCGCUUUCCAUCACCCCGCCCCAUUCUCCCGCUUUCCAUAACCCCGCCUCAUUCUCCCUCCUUCCAUCACCCGCCCCAUUCUCCCUCCUUCCAUCACCCCGCCCCAUUCUCCCUCCUUCCAUCACCCCGCCCCAUUCUCCCGCUUUCCAUCAGCCCACCCCAUUCUCCCACUUUCCAUCACCCCGCCCCAUUCUCCCGCUUCCCAUCACCCCGCCCCAUUCUCCCGCUUUCGAUCACCCCGCCCCAUUCUCCCGCUUUCCAUCACCCCGCCCCAUUCUCCCGCUUACCAUCACCCCGCCUCAUUCUCCCGCUUUCCAUCACCCCGCCCCAUUCUCCCGCUUUCCAUCACCCCGCCCCAUUCUCCCUCUUUCCAUCACCCCGCCCCAUUCUCCAGCCUUUCAUCACCUGCCCCAUUCCUCCCGCUUUCCAUCACCCCGCCCAAUUCUCCCGCUUUCCAUCACCCCGCCCCGUUCUCCCUCUUUCCAUCACCCCGCCCCAUUCUCCCGCUUUCCAUCACCCCGCCCCAUUCUCCCUCUUUCCAUCACCCCGCCCCAUUCUCCAGCCUUUCAUCACCUGCCCCAUUCCUCCCGCUUUCCAUCACCCCGCCCAAUUCUCCCGCUUUCCAUCACCCCGCCCCGUUCUCCCUCUUUCCAUCACCCCGCCCCAUUCUCCCGCUUUCCAUCACCCCGCCCCAUUCUCCCGCUUUCCAUCACCCCGCCCCAUUCUCCCUCUUUCCUUCACCCCGCCCCAUUCUCCCUCUUUCCAUCUCCCCGCCCCAUUCUCCCGCUUUCCAUCACCCCGCCCCAUUCUCCCUCUUUCCAUCACCCCGCCCCAUUCUCCAGCCUUUCAUCACCUGCCCCAUUCCUCCCGCUUUCCAUCACCCCGCCCAAUUCUCCCGCUUUCCAUCACCCCGCCCCGUUCUCCCUCUUUCCAUCACCCCGCCCCAUUCUCCCGCCUUUCAUCACCCCGCCCCAUUCUCCCGCCUUCCAUCACCCCGCCCCAUUCUCCCUCCUUCCAUCACCCCGCCCCAUUCUCCCUCCUUCCAUUACCCCGCCCCAUUCUCCCGCUUUCCAUCACCCCGCCCCAUUCUCCCUCCUUCCAUCACCCCGCCCCAUUCUCCCUCCUUCCAUCACCCCGCCCCAUUCUCCCUCCUUCCAUCACCCCGCCCCAUUCUCCCCCUUUCAUCACCUGCCCCAUUCCUCCCGCAUUCCAUCACCCCGCCCAAUUCUCCCGCUUUCCAUCACCCCGCCCCGUUCUCCCUCUUUCCAUCACCCCGCCCCAUUCUCCCGCUUUCCAUCACCCCGCCCCAUUCUCCCGCUUUCCAUCACCCCGCCCCAUUCUCCCUCUUUCCUUCACCCCGCCCCAUUCUCCCUCUUUCCAUCACCCCGCCCCAUUCUCCCGCCUUUCAUCACCCCGCCCCAUUCUCCCGCCUUCCAUCACCCCGCCCCAUUCUCCCUCCUUCCAUCACCCCGCCCCAUUCUCCCUCCUUCCAUUACCCCGCCCCAUUCUCCCGCUUUCCAUCACCCCGCCCCAUUCUCCCUCCUUCCAUCACCCCGCCCCAUUCUCCCUCCUUCCAUCACCCCGCCCCAUUCUCCCGUUUUCCAUCACCCCGCCCCAUUUUCCCGCUUCCCAUAACCCCGCCCCAUUCUCCCGCUUUCCAUCACCCCGUCAAAUUCUCCCGCUUUCUAUCACCCCGCCCCAUUCUCCCGCUUUCAAUCACCCCGCCCCAUUCUCCCGAUUUCAAUCACCCCGCCCCAUUCUCCCGAUUUCCAUCACCCCGCCCCAUUCUCCCGCUUUCAAUCACCCCGCCCCAUUCUCCCGAUUUCCAUCACCCCGCCCCAUUCUCUCGCUUUCCAUCACCCCGACCCAUUCUCCCGCUUUCCAUCACCCCGCCCCAUUCUCCCGCUUUCUAUCAUCCCGCCCCAUUCUCCCUCCUUCCAUCACCCCGCCCUAUUCUUCCGCUUCCCAUCAUCCCGCCCCAUUCCCCCGCUUUCCAUCACCCCUCCCCAUUCUCCCUUCUUCCAUCACCCCGUCCCAUUCUUCCGCUUUCCAUCACCUCGCCCCAUUCUCCCGCUUUCCAUCACCCCGCCGCAUUCUUUUGCUUUCCAUCACCCCGCCCCAUUCUCCCGCUCUCCAUCACCCUGCCCCAUUCACCCGCUUUCCAUCACCCGCCCCAUUCUCCCGCUUUCCAUCACCCCGCCCCAUUCUCCCGCUUUCCAUCACCCCGCUCCAUUCUCCCGCCUUCAAUCACCCCGCCCUAUUCUCCCGCUUUCCAUCACCCCGCCCCAUUCUCCCGCUUUCCAUCACUCCGCCCCAUUCUCCCGCUUUCCAUCACCCCGACCCAUUGUCCCACUUUCCAUCACCCCGCCUCAUUCUGCCUCCUUCCAUCACCCCGCCCCAUUCUUCCGCUUUCCAUCACCCGCCCCAUUCUCCCGCUUUCCAUCACCCCGCCCCGUUCUCCCUCUUUCCAUCACCCCGCCCCAUUCUCCCGCUUUCCAUCACCCCGCCCCAUUCUCCCGCUUUCCAUCACCCUGCCCCAUUCUCCCUCUUUCCUUCACCCCGCCCCAUUCUCCCUCUUUCCAUCACCCCGCCCCAUUCUCCCGCCUUUCAUCACCCCGCCCCAUUCUCCCGCCUUCCAUCACCCCGCCCCAUUCUCCCUCCUUCCAUCACCCCGCCCCAUUCUCCCUCCUUCCAUUACCCCGCCCCAUUCUCCCGCUUUCCAUCACCCCGCCCCAUUCUCCCUCCUUCCAUCACCCCGCCCCAUUCUCCCUCCUUCCAUCACCCCGCCCCAUUCUCCCUCCUUCCAUCACCCCGCCCCAUUCUCCCGUUUUCCAUCACCCCGCCCCAUUUUCCUGCUUCCCAUAACCCCGCCCCAUUCUCCCGCUUUCCAUCACCCCGUCAAAUUCUCCCGCUUUCUAUCACCCCGCCCCAUUCUCCCGCUUUCAAUCACCCCGCCCCAUUCUCCCGAUUUCAAUCACCCCGCCCCAUUCUCCCGAUUUCCAUCACCCCGCCCCAUUCUCCCGCUUUCAAUCACCCCGCCCCAUUCUCCCGAUUUCCAUCACCCCGCCCCAUUCUCUCGCUUUCCAUCACCCCGCCCCAUUCUCCCGCUUUCCAUCACCCCGCCCCAUUCUCCCGCUUUCUAUCAUCCCGCCCCAUUCUCCCUCCUUCUAUCACCCCGCCCUAUUCUUCCGCUUCCCAUCAUCCCGCCCCAUUCCCCCGCUUUCCAUCACCCCUCCCCAUUCUCCCUCCUUCCAUCACCCCCCCCAUUCUCCCGCUUUCCAUCACCCCGCUCCAUUCUCCCGCUUUCCAUCACCCCACCCCAUUCUCCCUCCUUCCAUCACCCCGCCCCAUUCUCCCUCCUUCCAUCACCCCGCCCCAUUCUUCCGCUUUCCAUCACCCCGCCCCAUUCUCCCUCCUUCCAUCACCCCGCCCCAUUCUCCCUCCUUCCAUCACCCCGCCCCAUUCUCCCUCCUUCCAUCACCCUGCCCCAUUCUCCCGCUUUCCAUCACCCCGCACCAUUUUCCCCCUUCCCAUAACCCCACCCCUUUCUCCCGCUUUCCAUCACCCUGCCAAAUUCUCCCGCUUUCUAUCACCCCGCUCCAUUCUCCCUCCUUCCAUCACCCCGCCCCAUUCUCCCGCUUUCAAUCACCCCGCCCCAUUCUCUCUCCUUCCAUCACCCCGCCCCAUUCUCUCGCUUUCCAUCACCCCGCCCCAUUCUCCCGCUUUCCAUCACCCCGCCCCAUUCUCCCGCUUUCCAUCAUCCCGCCUCAUUCUCUCUCCUUCCAUCACCCCGCCUUAUUCUUCCGCUUCCCAUCAUCCCGCCCCAUUCCCCCGAUUUCCAUCACCCCUCCCCAUUCUCCCUCCUUCCAUCACCCCGCCCCAUUCUCUCGCUUUCCAUCACCCCGCCCCAUCCUCCCGCUCCCGCCCCCUUCUCUCUCCUUCCAUCACCCCGCCCCAUUCUCCCUCCUUCCAUCACCCUGCCCCAUUCUCCCGCUUUCCAUCAGCCCGCCCCAUUCUCCCGCUUUCCAUCACCCCUCCCCUUUCUCCCGCUUUCCAUCUCCCCUCCCCAUUCUCCCGCUUUCCAUCACCCCGCCCCAUUCUCCCGCUUUCCAUCACCCCGCCCCAUUCUUCCGCUUCCCAUCAUCCCGCCCCAUUCCCCCGCUUUCCAUCAUCCAUCCCCAUUCUCCCUCCUUCCAUCACCCCGCUCCAUUCUCUCGCUUUCCAUCACCGCGCCCCAUUCUCCCGCUUUCCAUCACCCCAACCCAUUCUCCCGCUUUCCAUCACCCUGCCCCAUUCUCCCUCCUUCCAUCACCCCGCCCCAUUCUCCCGCUUUCCAUCACCCCGCCCCAUUCUCCCUCCUUCCAUCACCCUGCCCCACUCUCCCUCAUUCCAUCACCCUGCCCCAUUCUCCCGCUUUCCAUCACCCCGCCCCAUUCUCCCGCUUCCCAUAACCCCACCCUAUUCCCCCGCUUUCCAUCACCCCGCCACAUUUUCCCACUUUCCAUCACCCCGCCCCCUUCUCUCUCCUUCCAUCACCCCGCCCCAUUCUCCCUCCUUCCAUCAACCCGCCCCAUUCUCCCGCUUUCCAUCAGCCCACCCCAUUCUCCCGCUUUCCAUCACCCCGCCACAUUCUCCCACUUUCCAUCACCCCGCCCCCUUCUCUCUCCCUCCAUCACCCCGCCCCAUUCUCCCUCCUUCCAUCACCCCGCCCCAUUCUCCCGCUUUCCAUCAGCCCGCCCCAUUCUCCCGCUUUCCAUCACCCCUCCCCUUUCUCCCACUUUCCAUCUCCCCUCCCCAUUCUCCCGCUUUCCAUCACCCCGCCCCAUUCUCCCGCUUUCCAUCACCCCGCCCCAUUCUUCCGCUUCCCAUCAUCCCGCCCCAUUCCCCCGCUUUCCAUCACCCCUCCCCAUUCUCCCUCCUUCCAUCACCCUGCCCCAUUCUCUCGCUUUCCAUCACCCCGCCCCAUUCUCCCGCUUUCCAUCACCCCGCCCCAUUCUCCCGCUUUCCAUCACCCCAGCCCAUUCUUCCUCCUUCCAUCACCCCGCCCCAUUCUCCCGCUUUCCAUCACCCCGCCCUAUUCUCCCUCCUUCCAUCACCCCGCCCCAUUCUCCCUAAUUCCAUCACCCCGCCCCAUUCUCCCGCUUUCCAUCACCCCGCCCCAUUCUCCCUCCUUCCAUCAACCCGCCCCAUUCUCCCUCAUUCCAUCACCCCGCCCCAUUCUCCCGCUUUCCAUCAUCCUGCCCCAUUCUCCCUCCUUCCAUCAUCCCGCUCCAUUCUCCCGCUUUCCAUCACUCCGCCCCAUUCUCCCUCCUUCCAUCACCCCGCCCCAUUCUCCCUCCUUCCAUCACCCCGCCCCAUUCUCCCGCUUUCCAUCAACCCGCCCCAUUCUCCUGCAUUCCAUCACCCCCCCGCCCCAUUCUCCCGCUCUCCAUCACCCCGCCCCUUUCUCCCGCUUUCCAUCUCCCCGCCCCAUUCUCCCGCUUUCCAUCACCCCGCUCCAUUCUCCCGCUUUCCAUCACCCCGCCCCAUUCUUCCGCUUCCCAUCAUCCCGCCCCUUUUCCCCGCUUUCCAUCACCCCUCCCCAUUCUCCCUCCUUCCAUCACCCCGCCCCAUUCUCCCGCUUUCCAUCACACCGCCUCAAUCUUCUGCUUUCCAUCACCCCGCCCCGUUCUCCCGCUUUCCAUCACCCUACCCCAUUCACCCGCUUUCCAUCACCUCGCCCCAUUCUCCCGCUUUCCAUCACCCCGCCCCAUUCUCCCGCUUUCCAUCACCCUGCCCCAUUCACCCGCUUUCCAUCACCCGCCCCAUUCUCCCGCUUUCCAUCACCCCGCCCCAUUCUCCCGCUUUCCAUCACCCCACCCCAUUCUCCCGCUUUCCAUCCCCCCGCCCCAUUCUCCCGCUUUCCAUCACCCCGCCCCAUUCUCCCGCUUUCCAUCACCCUGACCCAUUCUCCCACUUUCCAUCACCCCGCCCCAUUCUCCCUCCUUCCAUCACCCCGCCUCAUUCUCCCUCCUUCCAUAACCCCGCCCCAUUCUCCCGCUUUCCAUCAUCCCGCCCCAUUCUCCCUCCUUCCAUCACCCCGCCCCAUUCUCCCGCUUUCCAUCACCCCGCCCCAUUCUCCCGCUUUCCAUCACCUCGCCCCAUUCUCCCGCUUUCCAUCACUCCGCCCCAUUCUCCCGCAUUCCAUCAGCCCGCCCCAUUCUCACUCUUUCCAUCACCCCACCCCAUUCUCCCUCCGUCCAUCACCCCGCCCCAUUCGCCUGAUUUCCAUCGCACCGCCCAAUUCUCCCGUUUUCCAUCACCCCGCCCCAUUCUCCCACUAUCCAUCACCCCGCCUCAUUAUCCCGCUUUCCAUCACCCCGCCCCAUUCUCUCGCUUUCCAUCACCCCGCCCCAUUCUCUCGCUUUCCAUCAACCCGCCCCAUUCUCCCGCUUUCCAUCACCCCGCCCCAUUCUCCUGCUUUCCAUCAUCCCACGCCAUUCUCCCUCCUUCCAUCGCCCCGCCCCUUUCUCCCGCUUUCCAUCGCCCUGCCCCAUUCUCCCGCUUUCCAUCACCCGGCCCCAUUCUCCCGCUUUCCAUCACCUCGCCCCAUUCUCCCGCUUUCCAUCACCCCGCCCCAUUCUCCCAAUCUCCAUCACCCCGCCCCAUUCUCCCUCCUUCCAUCACCCCGCCCCAUUCUCCCUCCUUCCAUCACCCCGCCCCAUUCUCCCGCUUUCCAUCACCCCGCCCCAUUCUCCCGCUUUCCAUCACCCCGCCCCAUUCUCCCGCUUUCCAUCACCCCGCCCCAUUCUCCCGCUUUCCAUCACCCCGCCCCAUUCUCCCUCCUUCCACCACCCCGCCCCAUUCUCCCGCUUUCCAUCACCCCGCCCCAUUCUCUCGCUUUCCAUCACCCCGCCCCAUUCUCCCGCUUUCCAUCACCCCGCCCCAUUCUCCCUCCUUAACCCCGCCCCAUUCUCCCUCCUUCCAUCACCCCGCCCUAUUCUCCCUCCUUCCAUCACCCCGCCCCAUUCUCCCUCCUUCUAUCACCCCGCCCCAUUCUCCCGCUUUCAAUCACCCUGCCCCAUUCUCCCGCUUUCCAUCACCCUGCCCCAUUCUAACGCUUUCCAUCACCCCGCCCCAUUCUCCCGCUUUCCAUCACCCCGCCCCACCCGCCCCAUUCUCCCUCCUUCCAUCACCCCGCCCCAUUCUCCCUCCUUCCAUCACCCCCCCCUUUCUCCCUCCUUUCAUAACCCCGCCCCAUUCUCCCGCUUUCCAUCACCCUGCCCCAUUCUCCCGCUUUCCAUCACCCCGCCUCAUUCUCCCGCUUUCCCUCACUCCGCCACAGUCUCCCGCUUUCCAUAGCCCCGCCCCAUUCUCCCGCUUUCCAUCACCCCGCCCCCUUCUCCCGCUUUCCAUCACUGCGCCCCAUUCUCCCUCCUUCCAUCACCCCGCCCCAUUCUCCCGCUUUCCAUCACCCUGCCCCAUUCUCCCGUUUUCCAUCACCUCGCCCCAUUCUCCCACUUUCCAUCACCCCGCCCCAUUCUCCCGCUUUCCAUCACCCCGCCCCAUUCUUCCGCUUUCCAUCACCCCACCCCAUAAUCCUGCUUUCCAUCACCCCGCCCCAUUCUCCCUCCUUCCAUCACUCCGCCCCAUUCUGCCUCAUUCUCCCUCCUUCCAUCACCUCACCCCAUUCUCCCGCUUUCCAUCAACCCGCCCCAUUCUCCCGCUUUCCAUCACCCCGCCCCAUUCUCCCGCUUUCCAUCACUCCGCCCCAUUCUCCCGCUUUCCAUCACCCCGCCCCAUUCUCCUGCUUUCCAUCACCCCGCCCCAUUCUCCCGCUUUCCAUCACCCCUCCCCAUUCUCUUGCUUUCCAUCACCUCGCCCCAUUCUCCUGCUUUCCAUCACCUCGCCCCAUUCUCCCGCUUUCCACAACCCCACCCCAUUCUCACGCUUUCCAUCACCCUGCCCUAUUCUCCCGCGUUCAAUCACCUUGCCCCAUUCUCCCUCCUUCCAUCACCCCACCCCAUUCUCCCUCCUUCCAUCACCCCGCCCCAUUCUCCCUCCUUCCAUCACCCCGCCCCAUUCUCUCGCUUUCCAUCACCCCGCCCCAUUCUCCCGUUUUCCAUCACCCCGCCCCAUUCUCCUUCCUUCCAUCACCCCACCCCAUUCUCCCGCUUUCCAUCACCCCGCCCCAUUCUCCCGCUUUCCAUCACCCCGCCCCAUUCUCCCGCUUUCCAUCACCCCGCCCCAUUCUCCCUCCUUCCAUAACCCCGCCCCAUUCUCCCUCCUUCCAUCACCCCGCCCCAUUCUCCCUCCUUCCAUCACCCCGCCCCAUUCUCCCUCCGUCCAUCACCCCGCCCCAUUCUCCCGCUUUCCAUCACCCCGCCCCAUUCUCCUGUUUUCCAUCACCCCGCCCCAUUCUCCCGCUUUCCAUCACCCCGCCCCAUUCUCCCUCCUUCCAUCACCCCGCCCCAUUCUCCCGAAUUCCAUCACCCUGCCCCAUUCUCCCGCUUUCCAUCACCCUGCCGCAUUCUCCCGCUUUCCAUCACCCGGCGCCAUUCUCCCUCCUUCCACCACCCCGCCCCAUUCUCCCGAUUUAUAUCACCCUGGCCCAUUCUCCCUCCUUCCAUCACCCCGCCCCAUUCUCCCUCCUUCCAUCACCCCGCCCCAUUCUCCCGCUUUCCAUCACCCCGCCCCAUUCUCCCUCCUUCCAUCACCCUGCCCCAUCCUCCCUCCUUCCAUUACCCCGCCCCAUUCUCCCGCUUUCCAUCACCCCGCCCCGUUCUCCUGCUUUCUAUCACCCCGCCCCAUUCUCCCACUUUCCAUCACCCCCUUUCCAUCACCCAGCCCAAUUCUCCUGCUUUCCAUCACCCCGCCCCAUUCUCCCGCUUUCCAUCACCCCGCCCCAUUCUCCCGCUUUCCAUCACCCCGCCCCAUUCUCCCUCCUUCUUUCACCCCGCCCCAUUGUUUCGCUUUCCAUCACCCCGCCCCAUUUUCCCGCUUUCCAUCACCCCGCCCCAUUCUCCCACUUUCCAUCACCCCACCCAAUUCUCCCGCUUUCCAUCACCCCACCCUAUUCUCCCGCGUUCAAUCACCCCGCCCCAUUCUCCCUCCUUCCAUCACCCCGCCUCAUUCUUCCUCCUUCCAUCACCCCGCCCCAUUCUCCCUCCUUCCAUCACCCCGCGCCAUUCUCCCGCUUUCCAUCACCCUGCCCCAUUCUCCCGCUUUCCAUCACCCUGCCCCAUUCUCCCGCGUUCAAUCACCCCGCCCCAUUCUCCCUCCUUCCAUCACCCCGCCUCAUUCUCCCUCCUUCCAUCACCCCGCCCCAUUCUCCCUCCUUCCAUCACCCCGCCCCAUUCUCCUACUUUCCAUCACCCUGCCCCUUUGUCCCGCUUUCCAUCACCCCGCCCCAUUCUCCCUCCUUCCAUCACCCCGCCCCAUCCUCCAUGGAAUAUGGGAGAAGGGGAUGGAAUCUAGGAGAAGGGGAUGGAAUGUUGGAGAAGUGGAUGGAAUCUGGGAGAAGCGGAUGGAAUCGGGGAGAAGGGGAUGGAAUCUGGGAGAAGGGGAUGGAAUGAGGGACAAAGGGAUGGAAUCUGGGAAAAGGGGAUGGAACCUGGGAGAAGGGGAUGGAAUCUGGGAGAAGGGGAUGGAAUAUGGGAGAAGGGGAUGGAAUCUGGGAGAAGGGAAUGGAAUCUCGGAGAAGGGGAUGGAAUUUGGGAGAAGGGGAUGGGAUCAGGGAGAAGGGGAUGGAAUCGUGGAGAAGGGAUGA
Molecule: messenger RNA, 16767 nt
Organism: Closterium sp. NIES-65
Lineage: Eukaryota; Viridiplantae; Streptophyta; Zygnematophyceae; Desmidiales; Closteriaceae
Source: the annotation of a GenBank genome assembly